Messenger RNA from Clonostachys byssicola, 2262 nucleotides. The record is from the annotation of a GenBank genome assembly. Lineage: Eukaryota; Fungi; Ascomycota; Sordariomycetes; Hypocreales; Bionectriaceae.
AUGACUGGCUCGAGCCAUGACCCAGCGACACCCUCGGGUAACGACCUGAGAUCCGCGCGUGGUACAUUCCGACUAGCCAGCUCGAGGCUUGAUUUUGCUCAGAAUCCGGUACAACAGCCUGGAGAGGAGCACGGAGGCCACGGGCAUCAUCCAGCCCCUAGCAAACCUGAGCGCGAUGACGACGGAAACUCUCUAAUACAAUUUACCAAAAGAGAGUCAGCGUCAACGUCUGAGUUGUUCUAUGAUCUUUGGUUUGUUGCCAAUCUUACUGUGUUUGCAACCGUCCACCCGAUUACUGAGAAGGAAACGCUGGUAUCCUUUGUUGGCUACUUCCUACUUUUGUGGAACACUUGGUUCAUCACGACCGUUCACGAUGCCCGAUUUAUCCAGGAUGGCAUUCUUCCUCGCCUUGCUCGUGCCUGCCAUCUCGCCGUCAUGAUUGGUUUUGCGAUUGUUGGGUCAGCCUUCGACAAAGAUGAUUUGAUCAGGCCAAUCAUCAAAGCCGGGUCCCUCUUCUUGACGCUAUCGCGGCUUGUCUUGACUGCUCAAUACUCUCUUGUCCUCUACCACGCUCGACACAACAAGAGAGGUCGAAAGGUGCUUCUUGUUUCGGUUAUCCUCCAUCUGCUGCCUGCGAUUGCGUAUCUAGUCGCUGGUGUCAUUUCCAACAACAAACAAGACCAGCACCUGAUUAUUAUUUGGUAUACUGUUGGGCUGUUGGAGUUGCUUUCCAUCAUUGCUCAUGCCACCCUCUCUAAAACACUUAGCUUUGAGGGAACCCACUUCAAUGAGCGUCUGAACCUUCUGACAUUGAUUGUUCUGGGAGAAGGCGUUAUUCUUCUCACAAAGAAUGUUUCCAAGAUCGUCAAAUAUACUUACCUCAAAGGCUUAGCCGACUACUGGUCCCCGGCGCUCAUUGGUACAUUAUUCUCCGUUGGUGCUCUUCUCUUCAUCACCUUCCAGCUUUACUUUGACUGGAUGCAUCACCACAAUCACAUGGCCCCAUGGCGCCAUGCCAUCUGGACCUUCCUCCAUCUGCCCUUCCACGCUGUCCUGGUCCUGCUGGCUGAAGGUAGCAGCCAAUGGGCAGUAUGGUGGCGAGCAAUAGAAGCAUACCGCGAGGCCGAGUAUAAACUCCAGAAGAGCGUCACAAACAGCUUGAGAAAUACCACGGCCUCUUCGAUAUCAUCUGCUGUGGCGGAUAGUCUGAAGUCCACAUCGUAUUAUCUCAUGAAGAAAUAUGGUACGGAUAUGGAAGACGGGAGCAAGAACACGGAGGAGCUCGACGCCAUCUUUGAGGAGAUCAGCAACCUCCCAAAGACCCUCUGGACUCAGGAUAUUGAGGACUCGACUGACGCUGAUGUCCAAAGCUGGAUUGACGACUACCUCGGAAUAUCCCGCGCUGUCAUCAAUUCAAUCAGUGAAGCCUUUGGUCUUAGUGUGGAGGCCAGCAGCAAGAAGUCUGGGGCUUCGGCAAGCUGGGAAGAUGCGGAACUGGCUGCAAUUGAGGCUACAAAUCGCCGCAUCGGCACUAUCUUCACUUAUCUAUUCAUCAGCGCCGGCAUUGUCCUCAUGCUCCUGAUGGUUAUGAAUAUCCUCUCGAAGACCAAGGGGUGGACCCGAUUCAACAUGAUCCGCACUGGACUUGUCUUCGCGAUUGGUGCCGGUAUCAGUAUUCUAUCUGCCAUCCAGACAAAUGCCAAGCUUAUGUCUCGCUUUAUCAACUCCCCAUGGCAGCUCCCAACAAUCGCCAUUGCCUACUUCUGCGUUUUAAUCUUGACUCACUUGCCGCACCCUUCGCAAAUAUCUCUGCAGCCUAGGGGAGAGAACGAGAAGGACGAGCUGAGCUUUGCCAAAGAUCCCUCCCAUUCCGGAGGAGUUGAGGCUGGCCAUCCCCACGGAUAUGCCACCCAAUUUCAUCAAGAGCAAGCAGGUGACCAAAGUAGCAGCUCCGGUGGAACUCCCCAACAUGGCCAGGUUGAUAUGAGUAGCUACGACGGAGGUCAUUAUCAGGCUGCCAGUGCCGUCCCUCAGCCUCAAUACCAUCACCCCAGCCAACCAUAUCAGACUGGAUACCAGCAACCCGAAACUCGCGCGGGAUGGCCUACGAGGGGUAUGACGAUCAGGCAGGGGAUCGCUUCGAUGCAGCAGGCAGCCAGGAAUAUUCACAUUGAGCGGACACCCAACGACCCCACGUGGAGAGGACACAACGCCUACCCAGCGAACCAAAGCGGGCCAUAUGGCCUUUACAGAGCGGGAUAG